This is a messenger RNA of Pimephales promelas (fathead minnow), 2851 nucleotides long. The record is from RefSeq and is a predicted model, not a curated record. NCBI's taxonomy places the organism in Eukaryota, Metazoa, Chordata, Actinopteri, Cypriniformes, Leuciscidae.
UUUUCUACUCCUUUAACCUUUUAUUAGGGGCAAUAUUUUCACAUGUUUUAUCUUUAUGAGAGUAUUUUGUCCUCAGACCAGAUAAAAGCACAGGGGUCCAUCUAGGUCACUUUUUCAAGUCAAACUGAGAUUUCAUUUAUUUAACAACCCAUUAUCAUGUUCAUGGGUCUCUGAUGUUGGUCAGUAGUCAAGGUAAACUAAUAAAUCUAGUGUCCUGACAGUCAGCUGACGUAAACAGGAAGUGUCCUGGACUGAUGGUGUUCUUCAGGUGUACUGCAGUGUGAGUGUCAUGCAGUAGAUGGCGCUGUUCACUCUCUAAUCUUUUUAAUCGCUAGGUUAUUCUCAAUUUCAAGUUUCAAUUAUGAUUACAAGUUUCCAUUUAAUGUUUGUUUAUGCCAUUUAUUGGUGUAAUGUUCAUUCAAAUCCAUCAAUGCCUGACGUCUUUUUGAAAGACUUAUUUAUUUGAAUGGCGCUGCACUGAAUACAUUAACAUAAAAGGACGGAAAAAAUAGAAAAUUAAAAAAGCGAUACUAGGAAAACGUGUGUUAUUUUUGUUGUUGUUGUUGGUACAAUUAAACAAUAGAGGAAAAAAAUAGUAUCAACACGUAAAACAAGAACAGCCGCCAGAUGAGAGAAGGAAAAAAACAUCACAAAACCCUGCAAUGAUAAUACAAGACAUGAUAAGCAAAGAAAUAAAGGAAAUAUAAGCAUAUUAGGACAAAAAAUGUGACUAAAUUUAAAGAGAGCACAACAAGACAAUGAAUUUCAAUGAAUGUGAAAUUUUGCUCGAUACUAAUUGGGAAAACGUCGCAGAGCUGCCGCCGGGCCCGGUGACGUCACCGCGGGCGCUCGAGCGCAUCGGACUCUCACCACGAGCGCGCGCGCGUUGCGGUGCGGCAGCUGCCAGGAGCGCGCGCAGACUCGCGGACGCAGAUCAUGUUUUAUUAUCUUCUUCAUCUGAUUGUUGUAAUCACCGUGUGACCGGGAUCUGAUGGAGGGACUGGGAGCCGCGGCCGGGGGCUGUUCCGCGGGGCCGGAGGACACGGACUCGGUGCUCGGCGCGGGAUCCGGGAUUGAUGCUGCAGAUCUCGACGCUGCUCUUAAGAAGACGCACUUAACCGAGAUGCCGUCGUCCUCGAGUCAGCCCAUCUCUGGCCUGGAGAAGAAGAUCGGCCACAGACGAGUCGAUGCGUCCGGCGAGACCACGUACAAGAAGACGACCUCGUCUGCCCUGAAAGGAGCCAUUCAGCUGGGCAUCGGAUACACCGUGGGGAACCUGAGCUCCAAACCCGAGCGGGACGUCCUCAUGCAAGACUUCUACGUGGUGGAGAGCAUCUUCUUCCCCAGUGAAGGCAGUAAUCUGACGCCAGCGCAUCACUAUCCAGACUUCAGGUUUAAAACGUACGCUCCUGUGGCGUUCCGCUACUUCAGAGAGCUCUUCGGCAUCCGGCCCGACGACUAUCUGUAUUCUCUCUGUAACGAACCCUUAAUCGAGCUCUCCAACCCGGGUGCCAGCGGCUCUAUUUUCUACGUCACUCGAGACGACGAGUUCAUCCUCAAAACCGUCAUGCACAAAGAGGCGGAGUUCCUGCAGAAGCUCCUCCCAGGAUACUACAUGAACCUGAACCAGAAUCCUCGCACCCUUCUUCCCAAGUUCUUCGGUUUGUACUGCGUUCAGUCCGGCGGGAAGAACAUCCGUAUCGUGGUGAUGAAUAACGUCCUGCCCCGCGCCAUCCGCAUGCACCUCAAGUUCGACCUGAAGGGCUCCACCUGCAAGCGCAGAGCGUCCAAGAAGGAGCGUGAGAAGGCCAGGCCCACGUUUAAAGACCUGGACUUCAUGCAGGACGUUCAAGACGGACUCCUGUUAGAUGUGGACACGUACAACGCCCUGGUCAAAACACUCCAGAGAGACUGUCUGGUGUUGGAGAGCUUUAAGAUCAUGGACUACAGCUUGUUGUUGGGGGUUCAUAACCUGGACCAGGCGGAGCGAGAGCAUCAGAUGGAGGGAUCUCAGAGCAGCGACGAGAAGAGGCCGGCCGCGCAGAGAGCGCUUUACUCCACCGCCAUGGAGUCCAUCCAGGGAGGAGCCGCGUGCGGAGACUCGCUCGACACCGAAGACACAAUGGGUGGGAUCCCUGCAGUCAGUGGUAAAGGAGAGAGACUCCUGCUCUUCAUAGGCAUCAUAGACAUCCUGCAGUCCUACAGACUCAUAAAGAAGCUGGAACACACGUGGAAGGCUCUGGUCCAUGAUGGGGACACUGUUUCCGUCCACCGGCCCAACUUCUACGCCGACCGCUUCUUCCGGUUCAUGAGCAGCACUGUGUUCAAGAAAAGCACUUCGCUGAAGGCUUCUCCGGCUAAGAAGGGUCGUGUGGCCCUGAACGUGCCCAAGCUCAGCGGCCCCGGGUCGGCCUGGUCGGCCAGUCAGUUCCCGUCAGAGCGAGACCAGAACAUCUAUGACCUGAGAGGAGCGCGCAGCUUCCCCGUGCUGGAAAACGACGGUCUGCAGUCUUGCACUCCUCCGUCGUUCGAGGAAGCGACCACAGCGUCAGUGGCCACAACUCUGUCCUCAAACACCUCCAUAUCUAUCCCAGAACGCUCCCCGUCGGACACCGCAGAACACACACGCUACAGAAGACGCACACUGUCUCUGAAAGAUGGCGAGGGGAGGACUCAUGAAGUGGUGGACGUGCACGAGGAAGAGCAGCAGACCAUCACUGUGCAGGUGGAGGUGAAGAGAGAGAGAGUAGAGGAGGAGGAGGAGGAGCCUGACGUCUCUCUGACACAGUAUGUGCAAACAAGACCUCAUUACUCCACUAAACACACACCUAUAGAAAAAUCAUGUUCUGCA